Messenger RNA from Batrachochytrium dendrobatidis JAM81, 825 nucleotides. RefSeq names its product mRNA splicing protein MSL5. Gene Ontology annotation, molecular function: mRNA binding; zinc ion binding. Lineage: Eukaryota; Fungi; Chytridiomycota; Chytridiomycetes; Rhizophydiales. The transcript is spliced from 4 exons. Gene Ontology annotation, cellular component: nucleus. Gene Ontology annotation, biological process: regulation of mRNA splicing, via spliceosome. The record is from RefSeq and is a predicted model, not a curated record. The coding region runs from base 1 to 825 and encodes 274 amino acids.
AUGCCUGUUGCUAUUCCUGCCGGAUUAACUGAAGAACAGAUAGAGAGCUAUGUGAUCCAUGUUCGCUUGGAAGAUAUCAGUCGCAGCUUGAAAGUCGGAGACUAUGUUCCAUCAGACAAACGUUCCGUAUCUCCGCCACCAGAAUACGGCACGGAUGGUCGUCGUAUCAAUACUCGCGAAUUCAGAUACCGCAAGAAACUUGAAGAUGAGCGACACAAACUAGUCGAAAAGGCCAUCAAGGUCAUUCCUGGUUUCCGUCCACCUGCAGAUUAUAAACGCCCCACAAAAAUUUUAGACAAAAUCUACAUUCCUGUUCGGGACUUUCCUGAAAUCAACUUCAUUGGUCUUCUUAUUGGUCCCAGAGGAAACACGCUUAAAAAGAUCGAGUCUGAAUCAGGUGCCAAGAUUAGUAUUCGUGGUAAAGGUUCAGUUAAAGAAGGUCGAGGUCGUAACGAAAAUGCACCACAGGCUGGCGAAGAGGAAGACUUGCAUUGUGUUGUAUCUGGAGACACUGAUGAUAAGAUUCGAAAGGGAGUUGAGAUGAUCAAUAAGAUUAUUGAAACAGCUACGAGUGUUCCUGAAGGGCAAAAUGAACUUAAACGAAACCAGCUUCGCGAACUUGCUGCACUCAAUGGUACGCUACGCGACGAUGAAAAUCAGAUAUGUAACAACUGUGGUGCAGUAGGUCACCGUAGGUAUGAAUGUCCCGAACAGCGCAAUUUUACUGCCAAUUUGAUAUGUCGUAUUUGUCAAGGUGUUGGCCAUAUUGCUCGAGGUAAAUCUAUGACUACUUGUUUGAUUAAAUGCAAUAUCUGGGCUUUCUAA